AUUAAUGCCUUCAAUUAAUAUUAAUCAAUGCAAGUAGAAAAACAAAUCAGUGCAUUGCAAAAUCACUCACUAGAAUUUCAUUGGUUGGCUAAACAAAUAAGAUCACCAUGACGACAACGUACAAAUGCACUGAUUUCUUGUUUGAAUUUCUGACCAGUAUUCUGAUCGGAAAAGUAUAAAUCAAGUCCAUAUUUAAAAUAUCGGAGAAGUGUGGUUUUAUAAGGAGCUAAAUAUAAAUUUUUGUUAUUAAAAAAAACGAAUGCUUACAAAUGAACUAUUUAGCACCGUUAUGCCAGGGUCGUAUAAAGCCUGAUGAUCUACCAGUCAUCAGUCCAAGAACAAUUUAUUUUUUCGUUUGUUCAGCCUAUACAGAUUUCACUUUAGAAAGACGAUGUUUACAAGAGAGUACUUAUCGUGAAAUACGUAAAUAUUCACAAGAAACAUAUGGACUUGAUGUCUGCUUCAUUGAUCCAAGACCACUGGAGGAUAAUUUGCCGUUAGAACAAGUCGAAUAUGCAGAGUUAUUUAAAAAACUUAGUCAUCAAUACUGUCAUAAUGACUUGAACUGCUGUCCAAUUAUAUUACUUGGACAGAAGUGUGGUUUGCCCCUCUUACCAAAAAGGAUUCCUUCCAGCGUUUAUGAAUGCAUUACAAAUCGUAUGAAACAGAAGGCUUCCAACCCAUACUAUACCAUCCUCCAACAUAUUGACUUAAAAGAUUGGUAUCAUUUAAACUGCAAUGUAGUUGGUGAGCCUGAAUGGUGUUUAAAUCCGAUGAAAUGUCUUGAAAAUACACUGGAAAAUGAACCUUAUGAGAAUCGGAAGAAGAUUAUUGGAGAGUGGAAUCAAGAACGGGAUUUUAUAGCCUGGAUUUUCCAUUAUGUCGGAAAUCUGUGUUUACAUGAGAAUCUGAUAACGGAAGAAGAGUUUAAUAUGUUAAUUUUAACAGAAUUCUCGUCGACACUGUCUUCCUUGAUUAAAUCAACUGAUGUAAACUAUGAGACACGCAUGAAUCACCAGUUGCAAACAGAAUUUCAAAAGAUCCCAAUAAAUACCGACUGGAUAUUUUCAGAUCCAAUAGUGUUGCAUCGAGAUAUUAUCGAUAUCCAACAUUUUGUCCAGAAUGAACCGAAUGUGGGAAAAUUUAUUGAUAUUGCACCAAAAUUAGUAUCUGAUUCUAGUGCAAGAACAGUAAAUGGCGUGAAUUAUAACGCCUUAAAACAUCAGCCUGUAGUUGAUCAGCUACUUCAGGACAAUUUGCAAAUUUUAGUGAAACAGCUAAUUCAAAAAAUCACUUACAGUAAUGUAUCAUAUGAAGAUCAGGCAAUGAAAGUACUCUGGAGAUCACCUAAUGGCAUUGAUCAAAAGUUUCAUUCUGAUUAUCUCAAUGAGUUUCUGACACGUAUCAAGAAACUUGCAUGUGAAGCGAUUGACAGAAGGGCGAGUACCAAAACAGCCUUGAUGUUGCCCAAUUUAUCCGUUGGUCUCUUGGAGUCGCAGAAUGAUGAAGUAGAUAUGCAUACUCCGGAUGCAAAUGAAAAUUUAGACAGUCGAAACAAUGCGUCUUUACCAACAAUUAUCUUGCCGCAAUUACAGAACAGACACACUUAUGUGGCUAGAGAAUUUCAAAAACGUAUCAAAUUGUGGGAUAACGUAUGGAAUGCGCUGAACUAUGUUAAUUGGCUAAUACCGAUUGCCAGUUCGUACAGAAAUGAAAUAGAGACCUUAUUGUGUUACAUAGAAGAUACUGAUCCCACAGCUCAGGUUCCAAUGCUAGUUUACAGCACUUCUGAAGCCUCGGAUAAGCUUGACGUAGAACAGUUUUGUUUGGCGAAUGCUGUAGCUGCAUGCUGUUUUCAAGAGACACAAAACCGUUUGUCUAUGAAGUCCAAUGAGUGCAUAAUACUCAUUCGAAUAUACACAAGUCCAACUAUUAUUACAGACGCUUUGCAAGAUUUGGCCGAGCAAGUUAGCUUUGCUUUACAGAUCAACUGCAAUUUGUUAGAAGUCACCACCUUAUCCUCCUUCUUGCAUUCAUUAUCAUGUUUAGAGGAGAAAUAUACACCGAAAUCAAUAGUGAUCAUCAUUGGUGGCAUAGACUACCUUGAAGCAAACGAAUAUCAAGAUUCUUUAGAAGGACUUCUACCUAUUCUACAAGCAAAACAACUACCAAAGCGUCUGGCUAGUGGAAUAAAAUUGAUUUUAUCUGGAAAUCUGAAAGUGACUAAACUUAAAGAAGGUUCAAAAGAUGAAAAAGAAGCAGCUAUAGAAGUCAUCGAUGGUAUUUUACUGCCUACAACCAGUCUCAAUUUAGAAAUAAGUUCAGACAGUUUGUCAGGAGGAUUCUCAAGCUGUAUACAUAAUUUAACUAAAUUAAACUAUUGUCUAACAAAUGAUCAACUUAUACGUGUUCAUGAUCUAUUCAAACUGGCCUCUAAACACAAAGAUCUCCCAAUUCUAGCUUGUGCUGCUGGUCUAUGUCUGUUGCCAAAUCUAACUUCACAAAAUAUGGAAGUAAAUCAUCUUUUGUCCAAGCUAGUCCAUACACACUUUAGUGAUUUUAUCUCCAACUGCGGAAAGUAUUUUAACUACGAUUCAGUUAAACAUCUUGUUUGCUUGCUCAUUUCUGUGAGUAAUAAAAAACUUAUAGCCCCAGGUAUGACUCUGAAUGAAUUACAAGAAAUCCUGAGCUUAUCCGACAGAGCUUUUUCAGGUCAAAAUGAUGGAAAGUGUUCACAGAACACUGUUUCAUUCUAUGAUACUGCCAGUUUAUUACUAAUGUUAUAUUCCUUCGAAAAAAGCUUGACUGCUCGCCUUGGACAACAUCAUUUAAUAUGCUCAAUGGAUGGAUUCUUUGUUUAUAAACUCUCUGUUAUGGAGAAAUUGGAUAAUAAAAGAGCAACUAUAAUCAAAGAUUUGUUAAAGGGCUACUUUUUAAAUGAACAGUUUGAUAAGACGAAAAAUUCUCCUUUGAUGAAAGAGCAAAACACUUCACCUCUUUCAGUCUACUUCAAAGCUCCUUAUAUAAAUGACUCAUGGAACUGCUCACAAGAUAACUGUGAUUCACGUAUCUUGAUGUACAAUGUUCGUUAUCUUCGACAUUUACCAUUCUGUUUACUAAACUCAAAAGAUUUCAAUGAAUUCAGCUAUCAGACUGUUUUUCAUUUUGAUUGGCUUUAUGGAAUGAUUUAUGCUCUAGGUGUUCGGCCAAUAUUAGACUGCUUGAAGGUUCUUAUCGAUAUGUUAUCCUGUCUCGAUAACCAGUCUAAUUCAUCAGAAAAUGCUAUGGCAAUUAGAUUUGAGGCAAGUAUUAUCCAAAAUAUACUUUCAGGCUUAAAUAAAAGCUUAUAUAAUAACCCAGACAGUUUGCCAACAGAAAUGAUUGGCUAUCUGCUCCCGUUCACCUCAGGUAUCGUCAAUGACGAACAACAGAAGCUCAGUACUGGAAGGAAAUCACUGAUCGACUUGCUUGUAAAGCAGUGUGAAAUAAAAGUUGUUGAACAGAGUAAUCUACUGCCACUGUUCUCUUAUCCGCUAACUCCAGGUAAUUCUCUUCUUGGACAAAUCAUGUGUCCAACACCUUUAUUGAGUUUGCAUAAUUUUAAUCAAGGAAGCACUGCACAGAAACCAAAUAACCAAAUUUUGAUCAAGUUAAAAAAUGAUCCAAUGAUCUAUCGGUACCACUGUGAACGGGAUGAGGAAGUUCCUCCGUGGAAAUCAAGCUCAGGGUAUUCCUACUUAACACCAAACGGUAAAUAUGCUAUUGUUAUAGAUGAAGAGAAAAGAGAUACUUUGAAGAUUCACCAAAUCGACAUAGAUAUCAAUGGUUGUGUGCCACUGAUUGGUCAAAUCAAUGCAGGUCUAUGGAUUAAUCCGUUGUGGUCGAAGCAUCCCCAUGACGAAAGCUUGAAAAUGGAGAUUAUUUUCUUAGAUAUCACAAAUGACUAUGUAGGAUUUAUUGUGCAGACUAGAAAUACACGUAGUUUUUUAAAUCCGAGUGAAUACGUUGAAUCUCUGGAGGAAUAUGGAGAAGAUGAACAUUUUGAUAGUAAUACCAACGGCAGCAUUAAUCCUAAAGUCAAAGAUGAAGCUAAAGACAUCACUAGUAAAUCAGUGUCAUCCCACUACCUUCCUGAAACCUUAGCUGCUGGCACAAUCAAUCAUGUGGUCAUUUUUGAACUGAUUACAGGAAAACCUCUACACCUUUUAAGUCCAACACCAUGUGCUACAUUGGUUAAACUUGUACAGACGAAUCAAAAUAGUGAGAAGAAAAAGUUAUCAGAUAAUAAGGACGAUUAUGAUGAUGAGGACGAAAAUCUACAGAGCGGGGUUGAUUUGUUUUUCAUUAAUUCAUUUGACCAUUUACUUGGAUUUCACAUGAAAUCUGGUGAACAACAAUUUUCAGUUGACUUGAACUUUGUACCGCGUAAAAUUGUAGCAAGUAAUGAUAAUCAACGUUUGUUUAUACUGGACAGUAAUAACCCGUGUAUUUUACAAUUGCACAUCAACAGACUAGGCCAAAUCAACAAAUCAUUUCGUAUUUCCUAUGAUGAUUUGAUCACUAAAGAUAAUAUUAUUGAUGUUAAAUUGUCAAGAUACUACUCAUUUCUACUGCUACAUGCUAAAAAGAAUGUACUAGUCUAUGAUUAUGAGAAUGAUGCUGUAUUCGUUCAUAUUACACGUCCAGCUGGUAUACCACGAGAAUUUCGUCUACCAAAUUCAAAGUAUCAAAAGUUAGUUUUCACUGCUGUUGAAUUUGCACUGAAUGAUCAAGUUGUAUUGGCAGCAAUUUUUCGAAAUAUUUUAAUCUGGGAUAUACGCUUAGGCGUACAAUUGACAACACUGACCUCAUCUGUUGGAGUUAUUUCACGUCUGUUAGUCGACUCUUCUGAACAACAGCUAGUUGGUUAUAUAAGUACAUCGAAAGUUUUAAACCUUUGGAAUUUACCACUAGCCCUUACAAAUGCUGCAUUGAAACAAAGUUCUAAUACAUUAUCCAGCUCAAAUUUGAAUGACAGUAAUAGAAUGGAUUGUUUAACUAAACCAGUCGAUCAAAUGCGCUACUCAGAAUCCUCGAAGAUAUUGUUAGUAACAUGUCAAAACAGUGAUGAGUUGGGUGUAUUCAACUUACAAAGUGGACAUCUCACUGACAUGUUUACACAUAAUGGCAUUGUUAAGUCAGCUGUACUAAGUUCCUGUGGCAAUUAUGCUUUAAUUGGCUUAGCUGUAGACAUGCAAACAAAGGGGAAUGCUAACCUAAUCUGGGAUUUAGAUAAAAGAUCGAUAGUUGCAGAAUAUGGUGAAAUGGUUGGUUUUCAUGUUGGAAGGGUUAAACAUGGAAGUCAUUUUUUCCAUUUAAUGCCAAAAUCACCCAUGAAUAGUAGUGAUAAUCAGAGGUUUUCUUACUCAAUCUUAGGUGUGGAAGUUACUCAAAACAAUAAGAAAGAAAGCAAAGCUGUCAUUAAGCCUGUUGCCCUUAGCAAAAUAUCGUCUAUAGCAACGGGUUCUAAACCCUUUAUGACAUCAGAUGACCAGCAUUUAGUUAUGAUAUUAGAAAGUGAUGAUCAACUAAAACAAGGCUUUUAUAUAUGCCAAGAAAUAGCAUUCUGGAGCUUAUAUUCUUCUGCUGAACAUGAGAGCAUAGCUCAGGAUGGUAAAUUAUGGUACACACAUACAAAAGAGCUAAAGACCUUAUUAACUGAUAACAUGGAGUAUGGAAUACAUAUACUAAAUUGUGAACCAGUUCAAAAUAAUUCUUCUCAGUUUCUUGUAUUCUUCACAAAAUUCAAUGCUAGCAUAAAAUCAAACCUAUCAAUUGACUGGAAUUCAGGUGUUGGUCUUUCAAAAGGCAUACUUUUGGCUGAAAUUCUUCAAACUGAUCAAGUUGGACUACCAAGAGAUUGGAUGCUCGUUGUUCUGAGAUCGAUUACAGGACUUAGUGAACAGUCGCCAUUCAAAUCUAUUCACUAUUCUUUUCUGAAGCAUGAGCUAUUCGACUCUUUCUCAGGUCAUUAUUAUUUUUUACCUUUAGGGAUAAGACAUAUUUCACGUGAUUACUUCAACCAUAACAGGUCUAAUUUCAUGGUAGAAACUAAAAACUUCACAAGAUCUGAUUCAGUCAAGUUCCAUGGAUGUAUACUUCAUGAUGAUCUGUGCAUUUUCUCACACUACUCCACAUUGUAUCUGAUUCAACCGAGAACAGCUGAAAUAUUUACAUUCAUUGAUGUUCAUCAUAUUAUAACAUCAGUCAACAAAAACAUUCCUAAUGAUGACAUUCUUUUCGUAGGAACAACUGAUGGAUUUAUUAUUUCAUACCAGAUUAUUAAAAGUAGUGAGGACGAUUCAAAUAAAGAAGAUAACCUUUUAGUAAAGCUGAAGGAAAUUCACCUCAACCUUCACCCAACAACAGAUGAACAUCUUGAUAAGAAUGUAAACUUCCAUACUGCUCGAAUGAAAGCAAACAUUUCGAAGCAACUGAAUCUAUUAACUCAAUACACCCCAUUAAAAUUUAUGAAACCGGAUGACUUCAGAUUUUACCAACAGUGUGAGAAUUUCGGAGAGAAACGAUUAAAAAUUCACUCCCUUGUAUAA
Molecule: messenger RNA, 6590 nt
Organism: Trichobilharzia regenti
Lineage: Eukaryota; Metazoa; Platyhelminthes; Trematoda; Strigeidida; Schistosomatidae
Source: the annotation of a GenBank genome assembly